AUGAUCCCGCGAAUCUCCAAGCGGUAUGCCAGCACUGCCAAACCAAAACCCAAACCUCGCAAAGGCACAAAGGGUGUAUAUGGCGUAACACCAGGACAUCAACACAUAUCGCCAGAAGAGCAAGCACGCAUCAUAAAGCGUCGCAUCGAGAAGGCCGAGAGAGACGAGCGUAUGGACAUAACCAUGGCACUGACUCCGGUCAAGACGCACAUGGGAGGUUUUACCCGCCCCCGUGACCUACGUGCUCUGUAUUGGUCAAAGGAUGGUCCGUACGAUGAACAGAAGAGGUCUUAUGAAACGCCCUCUCCUGCAGCUUACGUCCCUCACACCGUUUACCUGCUCGAAGCCCGCCAUUUGACCAGGCAUGGUGAAGGACGUGCUGAUUCCAUUGAGCAUGUCGUCGGCGUUUGCCGUGAAUGUGAUUUCCCAGAUGUCCUUGCCAAAUAUAACUCUGCCUCUUCUCCUGCACUUGAAACCAUGGACAACGCCCGCUGGUCCUGGGUAGCGCGAGCACAUCCAAAGCGUGUCAAGUGGUGGAAUCCUGGUGAAGAUCCCAAGGAGAUUGCGAGAGGGAUUACUGAAGACAGCAAAUACGAGGUUGAUGAUGUAGUAGCAUUCAACGGCGAGAACAAGGGGUUUGAAGCCGUUCGUAAGGGAACAUUGAUUUUGCCCAAGCUCACCACGACUGGGCAACAAGUCCGAGCCUUCCACUCAUCACCCACUCGCCCAUAUCCCUCCGAGUCUUACAACGAAGAACACAUCGUUCCCAACUUUUAUGUCAAGCACAAAAAAGAUCGCAAGCUCCAGGCGGACAAGUUGAUGAAAUCCCCUGUCACACCGUCUACCACUUCUCCAUCCGCCACUGAUACUGCCGGUCUUGAUGUCACGGUUGCUGAAGAAGCUGUCCACGAUCCGACUCGACAAACUAAAGCCGUGAAAAGACGCAAGCAUGAGGAGUCUGCACUCAUGGAACACCUCUCAGACUCCAUUCUUGGCGACGACCUUGUGGCCAGCACACGCCGCCUUGUCACCAAGAUCCCUGUCGAGCACUACGACAAGGACGGUAAUCUUGUGCACCCGAGCGGGUUUGUCGUUCCUGGCAAAGGUCACUCAAGCACUAGUGAUGCUGCACGUGCCAAAGAGUGGGCGAGAGAUCAGGACGAGGAACGUGCUGCACAGACAGCCUCGGUAGCUGAACGUGUGCUCGAAUCAGAUUUCGAUCAUGUGCAUUCCGCCAUGGCGAGUACGCGCCCGCGCUCUCAUAAGGUUCCCUUUGAAAUCAGGGAGCCUGACGGGACGGUGAAACACCCGAGUGGCUUCGUUCCUCCAACUCCCGCCAACGAGUUCAAGUAUUCUGACAGCGCCAGUCUUGAGCGGGGUCUUGCGGGUGCUAUUAGCAGACAACGCGCCCGUGAUGUGGACAACAAUAACUCCACGAUCAUGAAGGGCCGUCGUCUACACACCACUGCCGUUGUGCGCGCAAGUGAGGUAGCGCUUCCAACCUGUCUUGUGCAGCCUGUGCCUGCUCCUGAGAUCGACUCUCAACCUUCAUCAGGGCUCUCCGAAAGCGAGCCAGAUCAUGUUGACGCUAUCCGCGCCAGAUAUCUGCCAACACUUGCACAAGAGCCCUUUUUUCGACCCCUCUUGACGUUGACAGUUUCUACCAGACCCCUUGCUAACAGUCUAGUGCGCCUUUCGCGUGCCCUUCCUCGCGGCCUUCCUUUCUAUGCAUCCGUCGUACCUGAGGACCGCAAGUUUUCGGACUCUUUUUCUUCUCGCAUGCGCAACCUCCGUCUGAACCGUAUGCAGGACCUCGCAGUAGCGAUGGCACAGGAGCUGUCCGGCGCCCGCGGUGGCUUCGUAGGCAUCCGGUUUUCUCCUGACGAACGAGGACGAGGUGUGGAUGGGGAGGGUCUCGACAAGGCUUUGGACUGGAAUAAGCGUGUUAUUGGUGUCGGAAUCGGCAAUUGGUUCUCUCGUGCGCAGGAAUUGAAAGAGGGAUUCAAGAUGGACGCGGAUGAGGCCGUCGUCACUCCGUAUACCUCUGAGGGGGUGCAACUGGACAGCGGCCCGUUCAAGAUGUAUGGGCUUGACGACUGGGGCAGGCGUAUCUGCGACGUGACGGGCGAGGAGUUAGCGUACCCGUCGAAGUCUGCACGAGGGGGACAUAAGGUGGAGAGGAGGCUUGCGAUUCUGAGGAAGCUGUUGGCGAGACUGUUGGCGAAGACUAACACGUCACAUCCCUUGACCUAA
Messenger RNA from Suillus subaureus, 2253 nucleotides. RefSeq lists its product as uncharacterized. The coding region runs from base 1 to 2253 and encodes 750 amino acids. The transcript is spliced from 4 exons. The record is from RefSeq and is a predicted model, not a curated record. Lineage: Eukaryota; Fungi; Basidiomycota; Agaricomycetes; Boletales; Suillaceae.